UCACUCGUUGACCCCAUUGCUCCAUCACCUUGCUCAAACAAUUCGAAGCAAACUCGGUGACCCGGAACACUCGACAGUCUAUCAAGUCACAUUUGCAUAGAUCCCAACUGCCGAUCGUCUAUCCCGUUGCGGUCACCCUUCACUUGCCUUCUGGAACGCUUCAUUCGCCGUAUUUCAAAAUGGCAAACUCCACAAGUGCUGGAAAUAAGAAGGCACUCCUCAUUGCAGUCCGAUCUGUGAAUAAAAAAGAUUUUCCUCCCUUGCAGCAUGCCCACGAGGACGCCGAAUCGCUUAAACGCCUCCUUAUCGAUAAGUUCAAUUACCCAGAAGCGAAUGUUGUCCUGAUGAAGCAUGAUGUGGAGCACCCAGAACAUCUCUGGCCAUCACGGAAAAACAUACUCAAGCAGAUCAAAAAGAUGGUUGUUAAUGCAUCCUCAAAUGAUCAAUUUUUCUUUUAUUAUUCCGGCCAUGGAAACCAAGUAACUUGCGAACAUCAUACGGAAACAGAUGGAAAGGAUGAAGUCAUAUACGCGUACACUGGCCACCAUAUAGUUGAUAAUAAACUAAGAAAGGUACUGGUAGAACCUUUACCUCGAGGCAGUAAACUUUUCGCACUGUGGGACUCUUGCCACUCUGAAACGAUUUUGGACCUGGACCACUACAAGUGCAACAAGUUAUUGUCUGGAGACGCUGUGAGGACAGGGCGAAAGUCACUCACGGGACGCUUCUUGUUAGAUUUCGUGUCGAGACCAAGGACGCUCCCAAUCAACAAUCAACAACCUAUACCGCGUGGUCGUACGGGAAAUCCUUCGCUGACGUUAAACAGCAUUCUUGUGCGACCUCAAUCUCCCAGUAGCUGGCUUCCUCGCAUGUUUAUUGACAACUCACCCUCUCCUCUCCUUCGGGUUUUGUCCCCAGUCUCUUUGUUCAAGUGUUCGGGUGACUGUCGAAAACUGGACCCAGAAGAGCAGGAAGUAGCACAUGUAGUCUCAUUGUCGGCAUGUCGUGAUAAUGAAUAUGCGUAUGAUGAUAAUGAGACUCAUGGGACUGUAACUAAGUUCUUUAUUGAAUGUGUAUCACAAGAUCCUAAACCAUCGCUGCUCGCCUUGCUCACAUACAUCAAGUUUGCCUUCCAUCUUUUACCUGAUUCUUCCUGACAAAUACCCAAGGGAUCGCGUGGAUAAAUUGAACGAGAAACGGCAGCUGCAGCUCAAGAUUACUGACCGUUGCGCUACCGAUGUUA
Molecule: messenger RNA, 1243 nt
Organism: Suillus bovinus
Lineage: Eukaryota; Fungi; Basidiomycota; Agaricomycetes; Boletales; Suillaceae
Product: peptidase C14, caspase domain-containing protein
Exons: 13
Coding region: 180-1157 (325 amino acids)
Biological process (GO): proteolysis
Molecular function (GO): cysteine-type endopeptidase activity
Source: RefSeq, a predicted model, not a curated record